GGUGCACUCUGGGUGACACAAACAGACCCGAGACCGAGAGAAGAGGGAGAGACCGGCCCCGGAUCCGGAUCCCCACCCGAGACCGAGAGACCCCGGGCCCGGCCCCGGCCCCACCCCGCACAGCACAGAGCAGGGUCACUGGGACAUGUCAACAAUGGUUUACCCACGAGAUGAGAAACUGAGUCAGGAGGACAUAAUUUCUAACACCAAGGUGGUGAUGCAGGGACUGGAGGCUCUGAAGAAUGAACAUAACUCCAUCCUGCAGAGUCUGCUGGAGACUAUUAACUGCCUGAAGAAAGAUGAGGAAGCCAACCUGGUUCAUGAGAAAUCGAACCUCAUCAGGAAGUCCGUGGAAAUGAUCGAACUCGGCUUGGGAGAGGCCCAGGUGAUGAUGGCCCUCUCCGGUCACCUCAACACUGUGGAAUCCGAGAAACAGAAACUGCGAGCCCAAGUCCGGAGACUCUGUCAGGAGAACCAGUGGCUACGGGACGAGCUGGCCAAUACCCAGCAGAAGCUGCAGCGGAGCGAGCAAACUGUGGCUCAGCUCGAGGAAGAGAAGAGGCACCUGGAGUUCAUGAACCAGCUGAAGAAAUAUGACGAUGAUAUCUCCCCCUCGGAAGAAAAGGAGGGAGACUCUUCCAAAGAUUCACUGGAUGAUCUGUUCCCUGAGGAGGAAGAACAUGGCACAGGAAUCAGCCAUCCUCACGGCAGUAGCGCUGUGGCUGCCGCCCAGCAGGGUGGUUAUGAGAUUCCGGCCAGACUCCGCACCCUACACAACCUGGUGAUUCAGUACGCUUCCCAGGGGCGCUAUGAGGUGGCUGUACCCCUCUGUAAACAGGCACUGGAGGAUCUGGAGAAGACAUCGGGCCACGAUCACCCUGAUGUGGCCACCAUGCUGAACAUCCUGGCACUGGUCUACAGGGACCAGAAUAAAUACAAAGAGGCAGCGCACCUGUUAAACGAUGCCCUGUCCAUCCGAGAGAAGACCUUGGGCAAGGACCACCCAGCUGUAGCAGCCACCCUGAAUAACCUGGCUGUUCUCUAUGGGAAGCGGGGCAAGUAUAAAGAAGCUGAGCCUCUGUGCAAGAGAGCGCUGGAGAUCCGAGAGAAGGUCCUGGGCAAAGAUCACCCCGAUGUAGCUAAGCAGCUGAAUAACCUGGCCCUGCUGUGUCAGAACCAGGGCAAGUAUGAGGAGGUGGAAUAUUAUUACCGACGGGCUCUGGAGAUAUACGAAUCCCGCCUCGGACCUGAUGACCCCAAUGUGGCCAAAACCAAAAACAACCUGGCAUCGUGCUAUCUGAAGCAAGGCAAAUACAAGGAGGCUGAGACUCUGUACAAGGACAUCCUAACCCGGGCCCAUGAGAAGGAGUUUGGAUCAGUCAAUGGGGAGAAUAAACCCAUCUGGAUGCACGCAGAAGAACGGGAGGAGCUCAGCAAGGGGAAACACAAGGAUAGUGCUCCUUACGCGGAGUACGGUGGUUGGUACAAGGCUUGCAAAGUCAACAGUCCCACAGUGAACACCACGCUGAGGAAUCUCGGAGCACUGUACAGACGCCAAGGCAAACUGGAGGCUGCAGAAACUCUGGAAGAAUGUGCCACCCGAUCGCGGAAACGGGUAACUCAACCUGUCCCCACCAGCUGGUGCUGA
Messenger RNA from Carcharodon carcharias (great white shark), 1648 nucleotides. Its product is annotated as kinesin light chain 1-like. The transcript is spliced from 13 exons. The coding region runs from base 146 to 1648 and encodes 500 amino acids. NCBI's taxonomy places the organism in Eukaryota, Metazoa, Chordata, Chondrichthyes, Lamniformes, Lamnidae. Gene Ontology annotation, cellular component: membrane-bounded organelle; kinesin complex; cytoplasm. The record is from RefSeq and is a predicted model, not a curated record. Gene Ontology annotation, molecular function: kinesin binding. Gene Ontology annotation, biological process: microtubule-based movement.